Vidua macroura (Pin-tailed whydah) is the source of this 1908-nucleotide messenger RNA. RefSeq names its product solute carrier family 6 member 19 (gene SLC6A19). Gene Ontology annotation, cellular component: plasma membrane. Bases 1 to 1908 code for a protein of 635 amino acids. The transcript is spliced from 12 exons. Gene Ontology annotation, biological process: sodium ion transmembrane transport. The record is from RefSeq and is a predicted model, not a curated record. NCBI's taxonomy places the organism in Eukaryota, Metazoa, Chordata, Aves, Passeriformes, Viduidae.
AUGGUAAAACUGAAGUUGCCCAAUCCUGGCCUGGAGGACAGGAUACCUUCCCAUGCUGAACUUGAGGUCCUUGAGAAAGAAGAGGCAGACUCCAGACCAAAAUGGGACAACAAGGCACAGUACAUGCUGACGUGUGUAGGGUUUUGUGUGGGCUUAGGAAAUGUCUGGAGGUUCCCAUAUCUCUGUCAGAGCCAUGGAGGAGGAGCCUUCAUGAUCCCUUUCCUGAUUUUGCUAGUCCUGGAGGGUAUCCCCCUACUUCAUCUUGAGUUUGCCAUUGGUCAAAGGCUGAGGAAAGGCAGUGUGGGUGUAUGGAGCUCUAUCCACCCUACCCUGAAAGGGGUUGGCAUAGCAUCAAUGUUUGUAUCUUUCCUGGUGGGCUUAUAUUAUAAUACUAUUAUUGCCUGGGUGAUGUGGUAUUUCUUCAACUCCUUCCAAGAACCCCUGCCAUGGAAUAACUGUCCUCUCAAUGACAACAGAACAGAUUAUGUAGAAGAGUGUGCCAAGAGCUCUCCUGUAGAUUACUUCUGGUACAGAGAAACACUGAACAUCUCCACAUCCAUUGAGGAUUCUGGCAGUAUCCAGUGGUGGCUAUUGCUGUGUUUAACAUGUGCAUGGGCUGUGCUGUACGUGUGCACAAUCAGAGGCAUUGAAACAACAGGAAAGGCUGUGUAUGUGACAUCAACUCUCCCAUACGUGGUGCUUACCAUUUUCCUGAUCCGUGGCUUGACUCUGAAAGGAUCAACCAAUGGAAUUGUGUAUCUCUUCACCCCUAAUGUUAGUGAGCUGGCGAACCCAGUGACGUGGCUGGAUGCAGGAGCUCAGGUGUUUUACUCCUUCUCCCUGGCCUUUGGAGGCCUCAUUUCAUUCUCCAGUUACAACUCUGUUCACAACAACUGUGAGAAAGAUGCUGUGAUCGUUUCAGUGAUUAAUGGUUUCACAUCCAUCUACGCCGCCACCGUCAUAUACUCCAUCAUUGGAUUCAGAGCCACAGCAAGAUAUGAUGACUGCUUUGACAAAAAUAUUCUUACUCUGAUGAAUGCCUUCGAUUUGCCAGAAGGUAACGUAACCCAAGAUAACUUUGAACAAAUGCAGCAGCUGUGCAACAUGACUGAUCCAACAACUUUUGCAAGCCUCAAGUUUGAAACUUGUGAUCUGGAAACUUUCCUGAAUGAUGGAGCUGAAGGAACUGGUCUAGCCUUUAUUGUCUUCACUGAAGCUAUCACCAAAAUGCCUGUCUCACCUUUGUGGUCCAUUCUCUUCUUCAUCAUGCUCUUCUGCUUGGGUUUGUCAUCUAUGUUUGGAAAUAUGGAAGGUGUGCUUGUACCUUUACAAGAUCUCAAGAUUAUACCCUCCAGAGUGCCUAAGGAACUUAUUACUGGUCUUGUUUGUUUGGUGUGUUAUUUGAUAGCUUUCAUUUUUGUGCUGAAUUCUGGUAAUUACUGGCUGAGUCUAUUUGAUGGUUUUGCUGGCUCUAUUCCCCUGCUGAUAAUUGCAUUUUGUGAGAUGUUUUCAGUCGUCUACAUUUAUGGAAUUGACAGGUUUAACAAGGAUAUUGAGUUCAUGACUGGACACAAGCCCAACAUUUUCUGGCAGGUUACCUGGAGAGUCAUCAGUCCUCUCAUUAUGUUAGUUAUCUUUUUCUUUUAUUUUGUGGUGAAAGUCAACCAAGAACUGCUCUACAGUGUUUGGGACCCUAGCUAUGAGGAGUUCCCCAAAACAGAGAAGGUUGAAUAUCCCCCCUGGGUGUAUGCUAUCAUUGUAAUCCUCGCUGGAGUGCCCAGUUUGACCAUCCCAACCUUUGCCAUCUACAAAGCCAUCAGGAGCCAUUGUCAGAAAAAAAAUGAUCGUGCUGGCCUUAUCGCUACAUCUGAGACUUCCAUUAAUGGAAACUUAAAGUAUUCAUCAUAA